AGGGUGGAGUUUCCUCACACACACACACAGACAGAGCGAAGAAGGCGGAGACUGCGGCGCCGUGUUGGCCCUCCUCGUCGUCGGUGUGUCUUAUCUCUCUCUCCCUCUCUCCGUCGGUCCUUCAGCCUGAGAGGGAGAGGCAGAGAAGCGGAGGGAGGAUGCGACGACGGCCUCGCCCGGCUGGCAGUGACAACAUCAUGAUCACUUAUUUUACCAUUCUAAAGAUGGGUUGCUGUUACUGAUGGAAAGAAGUCCAAUAUGAGUGGAAAUGAUGUUGGGGGAAGAAGACGCUUUGAAGAUAGUGAACAUACACUACACAUAUACCCUGGGAGUAUUGCUGAAGGGACCAUCUAUUGCCCUGCUAUUGCACGAAAAACGUCCACUGCUGCUGAGGUGAUAGACUCUCUGAUUAACAAACUCCAGCUUGACAAAACAAAAUGCUACGUCUUGGCAGAGGUGAAAGAGUUUGGUGGGGAGGAAUGGAUCCUCAACCCCACAGACUCUCCUGUCCAGCGCAUGAUGUUGUGGCCUCGUAUGGCACUAGAGAAUCGUUUGAGUGGAGAGGACUACCGCUUCCUUCUGAGGGAAAAGAAUCUCGAUGGGUCAAUACAUUAUGCCAGCCUUCAAUCCUGGUUGCGAGUGACAGAAGAGCGACGCAGGAUGAUGGAACGUGGCUUCCUUCCUCAGCCACAGUACAAAGACUAUGAUGACCUGUGUGCUUUGCCUGAUCUGAAUGAAAGGACACUUUUGGAAAACCUUAGAAACCGCUUUAAGCAGGAAAAAAUUUAUACAUAUGUUGGGAGCAUACUAAUAGUCAUUAAUCCAUUUAAAUUUCUUCCCAUUUACAACCCGAAAUAUGUCAAAAUGUAUGAUAAUCAUCAACUAGGGAAGUUGGAGCCUCACAUUUAUGCAGUGGCUGAUGUAGCAUACCAUGCUAUGCUUCUGCGUCGGAAGAACCAAUGCAUUGUCAUUUCUGGAGAAAGUGGGUCUGGGAAAACGCAGAGCACAAACUUCUUGAUUCAUCACCUCACUGCUCUUAGCCAAAAAGGAUUUGCCAGUGGAGUUGAACAAAUCAUUCUUGGAGCUGGACCAGUGCUUGAGGCAUUUGGGAAUGCAAAAACAGCACACAAUAACAACUCAAGUCGCUUUGGCAAGUUUAUCCAAGUGAAUUAUCAGGAGACUGGCACAGUGCGUGGUGCUUAUGUUGAAAAAUAUCUGCUAGAAAAGUCCAGGCUAGUCUAUCAGGAACAUAAUGAGAGAAACUACCACGUAUUUUAUUACCUUCUGGCAGGAGCAAGUGAGGAAGAGAAGUCAGCAUUUCACCUUAAACAACCUGAUGAAUACCAUUAUCUUAAUCAGAUGACAAAGAGACCCCCCAAACAGAGCUGGGAUGACUGUUACUAUGAGUCUGAGCCGGACUGCUUUACUGUUGAAGGGGAAGACUUGAAGCAUGACUUUGAGCGUUUACAGCUAGCUAUGGAGAUGGUGGGCUUUUUUCCCAAAACUCGCAGACAGAUUUUUUCCCUCUUAUCGGCAAUACUACAUCUGGGUAACAUCUGUUACAAAAAGAAAACCUAUCGAGAUGAUUCUAUCGAUAUCUGUAACCCAGAGGUCCUACCUAUUGUCUCAGAGCUACUGGAGGUGAAAGAAGAAAUGUUGUUUGAAGCACUGGUUACAAGAAAGACUGUGACUGUUGGGGAGAAGCUUGUGUUACCCUACAAACUGGCAGAGGCUGUUACCGUCCGGAAUUCUAUGGCUAAAUCUUUGUACAGUGCACUCUUCGACUGGAUAGUUUUUAGAAUUAAUCAUGCACUUUUGAAUACCAAGGACCUAGAGGAGAGUACCAAGACUUUGUCCAUUGGAGUACUUGAUAUUUUUGGGUUCGAAGAUUAUGAAAGUAAUAGCUUUGAACAAUUCUGCAUUAAUUUUGCAAAUGAACGUUUACAGCACUAUUUUAACCAACACAUCUUUAAACUGGAGCAGGAGGAGUACAGACUUGAAGGCAUCAGCUGGCAUAACAUAGACUACAUUGACAAUACUGGUUGCAUAAACCUCAUCAGCAAAAAACCAACAGGAUUGCUCCAUCUGCUGGAUGAGGAAAGCAAUUUCCCACAAGCCACAAACCAAACACUACUAGACAAGUUUAAGCGUCAGCAUGAAGGGAACCUCUACAUUGAAUUCCCAACUGUGAUGGAGCCUGCUUUCAUUAUAAAACAUUAUGCUGGGAAAGUUAAAUAUGGUGUGAAGGAUUUCCGGGAAAAGAAUACUGAUCAUAUGCGGCCAGAUAUUGUGGCACUCCUAAGAAGCAGCAAAAGUGCCUUUAUCUGUGGAAUGAUAGGGAUCGAUCCUGUUGCUGUUUUUCGCUGGGCGGUCCUCAGAGCUUUCUUCAGAGCUGCAGUGGCAUUUCGGGAGGCUGGGAAACGGUACACUGAAAAGAAACCUGGGCAUGAUGAUGCGGUUUUGAAAAGUGUGGAUAGUUUUAGCUUUCUCCAUCACCCAGUUCACCAGAGGAGCUUAGAGAUCCUGCAGAGAUGCAAGGAGGAGAAGUACAGUAUUGCCCGAAAACACCCAAGGACACCCCUUUCGGACCUUCAAGGCGUUAACACUAUCAAUGAGAAAGCCCAACGAGAUGCGUAUGGAGUUGGCUGGAAUAGCAGGAUGUGUGUCCGACAGAGCCGGCUCUCCAACCAUAGCGGUUUUCUGGAUAAAGAUGGAAUAUUUGUGAAUUCUACAAACAGCAAGCUUCUGGAGAGAGCCCACGGUAUUCUCAUGAGAAACAAGAACUUCAAAGCCAAACCUAACCUUCCAAAGCAUUUGCUGGAAGUGAAAUCCCUCAAGCACCUUGCUAACCUAACGCUUCAUGACCGUAUCACAAAAUCUCUCCUCCAUCUUCACAAGAAAAAGAAGCCCCCAAGCAUCAGUGCGCAGUUCCAGACUUCACUUACCAAACUGAUGGAAACUCUUGGCCAGUCAGAACCUUACUUUGUCAAGUGUAUUCGCUCCAAUGCUGAAAAGCUUCCUCUGAGAUUCAGCGACAACCUGGUGCUUAGGCAGUUGCGGUACACAGGGAUGCUAGAGACGGUUCGCAUUCGGCAGUCGGGGUACAGCUGCAAAUACUCUUUUGAGGACUUUGUCGACCAUUUCUAUGUACUUCUUCCACAAGGCACUGUCCCAUCAAAACAAAAUAUCCAAGAUUUCUUCAGGAAGACCAAGGUGGACCCUGACAAUUACCAAGUGGGGCAAACAAUGGUUUUCCUGAAAGAACAGGGGCGGCAGUUUUUACAAGGCCUGUUGCAUGAGGAGGUGCUGCGGAGGAUUACCUUACUGCAAAGCUGGUUCCGUGCUAUGCUCCAUAGAAGGCACUUCCUUAAUUUGAGGCAGGCAGCUACUGUUAUUCAGAAAUAUUGGCGUCAUUAUUUGUUAAGAAAAAAAGCUGAGUCAGAAGAGGCUCUGGAUAAUUCAGCCCAUUUAGACAAGGCAGCCGUUGUUCUUCAAGCCCACUGGCGAGGCUGGGUGGCAAGGAGAAGGUUCCAGCAGAUGCGGAUGGCGGGUUUUACGAUCCAGAGCUAUUGGCGGAAAUGCCUGAGACGUAGGCAUGCUGCAGCUACUACAAUCCAGGCAAAAUGGCGGACCUACCACACCAGAAGACUCUAUAGGGACACAAGGAACAAAGUCAUUUUGUUGCAGGCAGCAUACAAAGGAUGCAGAGAACGAGAAAGACUUAGAACUUUAAAGAAGCAGAGCUUGAGAGGAUCUAAACUGAAAAAUGGAGUAGCAGUUAAAGAAGAUGGACAAGAACAAGAGGAUGGUUUGGACAUUAAGGGAUCAGAUCCUUCUGACUGGGAAGACGGUUCAUUUGAAAAGAGAGUGAAAGAUGUAGAAGAGCAUAAAUCAGGGAUGGAAAAUAGAGUAGGUCACAUAGACCCCCUGGAUAAUUCUCGGACUUCAUUGUAUAAACACCAUGAAAGAGCCAACAGCCAGAGUGGAACAAACCUGGAAGAGCAAGUUGUUGUGAGAGAGCGACCAAAGUCGCUGGAAGACCUCAAUCAAAAAAAAGUAGUCCGUGCAAAACGAGAGAGCCGGCGGAUGCGUGAAUUGGAGCAAGCCAACUUCAGUUUAGAGUUGCUCAAGGUCCGGUCCACUGGUGGGACAUCGCCAUCAGAGGAGCGCCAGUUCUCCCCUGAGUGGAUAUCUGAAGAGGGCCACUCUCCCCAGGGAACCCCAGAGAGUGAAAUCUCUCAAGGAAGUCUAGAGAUGCUGAGCCAUGAAGAGAUUCAGAAAGAGAAGCGGGACCCUAUGUUGCUGCAGGAGCAGAAUACCCAACCCUUUCCUCAAAACUCAUUACUGAAUAGUCCUCAACGGGACGAAAUUCAAGGCAUCCCCCUGUUUGCUGCUGAUGUAAAUAGCAAUGUGCCAGAUAGAAAACAGUCAGUGUCAAGUUCUGAAGUACCAAAGUGCCUUGCAACUACAGAGCGGCCAGUUCGUGACCAACAGGGAAUAGUGCAUAAUGUGCACACAAGAGAACCACUAAUUUCAAACAGCCUCCCUACAUUUUACUUGCCCCCAAAAGAUAAUCUGCAAUCUGGUCAUUCGAUGAUACAGAACAAUUUAAGGAACAAACAGAUGGAAGUGCGGGACACACCUUUUCUUCCAGAAGUAAAAAAGAAUUCUCAGUUGGAGAGUCCAGAGCACAGCUAUCAUGGAGAAUGUCAGCCUUCCUUCACUAGAGAAGAGGGUUCAGCUCUUAAAGCUUCAGAAGUGCCUUCUUCAGAUUCCAUUCUCAAGAAGCUGGAGAAGCUCAAUGUGGAGAAAGAGGAGCGUAGGAAACAAAAACAGCUUCAGAAUGAGAAAGAAAUGAUGGAGCAGAUACGGCAGCAGAAGGAAAUUUUGGGGAAACAGCGUAAAGUUUUUGAAGAAUUUGAGCGGCAAGAGAACGAGCAGAACAGAAUCAGAGAGUUCUCCCAAGGAGCCUCUCUCAAGUCACCAAAGAAAAUAGAUGAGCCUCAGUCUGUCCUCAUCGUGAAUCCCCAAAACAAAGGGGAGUAUUGUCAUUCAACGGGCCCAGAGACCACAGCAUCUUCGAAUAGUACAGCUUUCACUGCCAUAAAAAAAGAAAGCCCACCUGCCAGCAAGAUGACCCAAAAGGAAAGGACUAUUGUCAUGAUCUUGGAACGAAAGGAAGAUCGGAUCCCAGAUGCCAAGGAACAGUCGACCAGUACAGAACAGUUAAAUUCACAGGCGGCUGCCAACUCUCAGGAAGGCAUGAGCAAUCCAUCUGCAAGGGAGAGGAGGUUCCGGUUGCCCAGAAUUCCGAGCCAAGGCACUGAAAACUUAUCUGGUGAAACCAGACCUGGUUCCAUUUUUUUUACCCCAAAGGAGUGUUACAUGGGUACUAGCCAAGAAUCUUCAGCCCAUCUUUUGGCUUCGAAAGAAGAACAUAAGAAACCCCUGAAGAUUUCUGGACCAUUCAGGGGCGAGCAGGUUGCCAGACCGGCCCAUAAAAAGAAAGCCCGCAUGGCACGGACACGCUCCAAUUUCUUGACUAGAGGUGCUUGUGCUGAUUGGGAGGGGGAUACGGAGGAAGAGGAUUGUGAUGACAGUUUUGAAUUCCUUCUCUCCCUUGACCAACCUCCUCACCCUGAGCCCGGCUGUGCAGCCAGACUUGGGCAGCCCUGUCACAGUGACUCUGAAAUGAUGCUGCAGCGAUUCACAUCGAGUGAAGGCCAAGCAAAGCUUCAUAAAACCAUGUCUCAAGGAGAAAUUGGAAAGCUGGCAUCUUCACAGAAGAUUGUAGCUGCAGAUGGGAGCAGACCUCAAAAAGCCAAGAUGAAAUUCUGGGGGAAAGGAAAACAGGGAGAGAAGAAAAUGAGCAGGGAGAAGCUUGCCACCCAAUCAGAGCUGCUGGAAUUUUAUUCGAGUCAAGAUUCUACAGGGCUACAGCUUGAUGAAGAGCUAACCCCACCAAGGAGCCCGGAAUUGUCUGGCAUCUAUCGAAGGGAAUGUAAGGAAAACAAAGAGCCAUCUCCCAAAGUGAAGCGAAAGCGCAGCUUAAAAAUCAGCAGUGUAACUAUGGAACCUGCCCAGUGGCAGAACGAUGCUCUUCAGAUCAUAACCAGUGCCAGAGACUUGAAAAGCAUGGAUGAAUUUCUUUUGAAAAAGAUGAACGAUCUAGAUAGUGAAGAUUGUAAAAAGGACACAAUGGUGGAUGUUGUCUUUAAAAAAGCCUUAAAAGAAUUCCGACAAAAUAUUUUCAGUUUCUACUCUUCAGCUUUGACAAUGGGCGAUGGAAAUAGCAUCCGGUACAAAGACCUAUAUGCCCUUUUUGAACAGAUUCUGGAGAAAACAAUGAAGUUUGAACAGAGGGACUGGAAUGAAUCCCCUGUUCGGGUCUGGGUCAACACCUUCAAAGUGUUUUUGGAUGAAUAUAUGACAGAAUAUAUGCCUCUGGAUUAUACUGCCCCAAAGAUGACCAAAACGGAAAGAAAGAAAAGAAGGAAGAAGGAAACUGAUGUUGUAGAAGAGCAUAAUGGUCACAUUUUUAAGGCCACUCAGUACAGCAUACCCACAUACUGUGAAUUCUGUUCCUCCUUGAUUUGGAUAAUGGAUAGAGCCUCUGUUUGCAAAUUAUGCAAGUAUGCCUGCCACCGAAAAUGCUGUCUAAAAACCACAACAAAAUGUUCCAAAAAGUAUGAUCCUGAGCUUUCUUCACGGCAAUUUGGAGUUGAACUCUCCCGGCUGACCAGCGAAGAGCGAACAGUGCCAGUACUCUUUGAAAAGCUCACCAGUUAUAUCGAAAUGCAUGCACUCUACACAGAGGGCAUCUACCGGAAAUCUGGAUCAACCAAUAAGAUAAAAGAGCUGCGACAGGGACUUGACACAGACAUUGAGAGCAUAAAUCUUGAUGAUUACAACAUCCAUGUCAUUGCCAGUGUGUUCAAGCAGUGGCUAAGGGAUCUUCCUAAUCCUCUCAUGACAUUUGAACUUUAUGAUGAAUUUCUUCGAGCGAUGGGCUUGCAGGAAAGGAAGGAGGCCAUCCGUGGAGUAUACUCUGUUAUUGAUCAGCUUUCUCGAACUCAUCUUCAUACCUUGGAACGGCUGAUCUUUCACCUUGUCAGGAUUGCCCUGCAAGAGGAGACCAAUCGAAUGUCUGCUAAUGCCUUGGCCAUUGUAUUCGCUCCAUGUAUUCUUCGUAGUCCUGACACCAUGGACCCCCUGCAGAGUGCUCAGGAUGUCAGCAAAACCAUCAGCUGUGUGGAGCUGAUAGUUAUUGAGCAGAUGAAUAAAUAUCGGGCCCGGCUCAAAGACAUCAGCAGCCUGGAGUUUGCAGAGAACAAGGCCAAGAGCCGACUGUCAUUGAUUCGCAGGUCCAUGAAACCUGUACUAAUUGCCGUUAGAUUUAUGAGCAUAACCCGCAGCUCAAUCCCGGGCAAAGGGCGUGCACGCCGAGGGACCUAUCCGAGCCCCUCAUCACCAGCCCCAGUUCGAUUACCAUCUGUGUCGGAUGUUCCUGAAGAAGCACUGAGCAAUGAGGAAGCAAUGGAGAUGGAUGUCACCGAACAGCAACAAGUAGCUAUGCAGCAGGAAGAGAGGGUACUGACGGAACAAAUUGAGAGCCUGCAGAAAGAAAAGGAAGAGUUAACUUUUGAGAUGUUAGCCCUGGAGCCACGGGCCUCCGAUGAUGAAACUCUCGAGUCUGAGGCUUCAAUUGGCACAGCAGAUAGCUCUGAAAACCUGAACUUUGAUUCUGAAGGAACCAUCUCGGACAGAUCAGACAGAAGUUUAGCACUUGGCUUGGCAAGACCCGGCAAGACGGAGCCUCACGGUUCCACCAGAUCACGGCGCCAUCUGAGAAAACAGCAGGAAUCAGUGGACUCCGUGGACUCCUCGGUUUCUUCUCCUGCUGUGUCGCCCUCCUCCUCCUCCUCCUGUUUACCUCACGUAACUAGGAAACGAUUCCAGAUAUACUCCAAGUCCCCCUUCUACCGAGCCGUUCCCUCUGGAGGUGGUGCCACAGUUGAGCGCUCACCAGGCCUCCUCAUUAAGGGCUUGGACGACAGGCCUCAAUUCACCACGCGUGGGACAUUCAAUCCUGAAAAAGGCAAACAGAAACUGAAGAAUGUGAAGAACUCUCCCCCCAAAGCCAAAGAGCUCCCUGAGGGGGCUGCUGGGACAAGCAGGAAGAGACACCCCGAUGCUGCUGAUUACACCAGUCCCCAGCAGUUGGUGCUGCUUGGAAAUAAUGAGUUCAUGGUAUGAGCCAGUGUAUCCGCAGCAGCAUUGAGAACAUCUUAUUCUAGGCAUUGUCACUUCAGCACCAUCUGUUGCCACCUCCAUUGUUGGAACUCCUGCCAUUCCCCAAGUCAGCUUAUCCUCCUGACUCAUUGCUUGGAGCCCCAGCGUUACAUUGCAAAUGCAGAAGAGAGGAGGCCAACACUUGAACAGAAGCCAGUGGAGGAAAGUUCAGUUGUGGCCUUAACUGACUUUAACUUCUGGAACUCAAUGAACUUCUUAGUGCAUCAGGCUGGCAGUGAGACCGUAAAGACGAGGGAGAGAAUGGCUGCGAGGCCAUGACCAGGAUUCCCAUUGGCCCCUGAUUCUGUCUUCUACGGGCAAGGGAACGUGCUCCCCAGCCAGGAGCGCUCGGAGGUCUGUCGGAGUUCAGGGAGCUGUUCUUGAUCCUGAUUGUCAGAGCUGCUGACUUUGGGAUUGGGUAUUUGCACUGGGAUCAAUAAGCAUGGACUUUCCUAGAAGAGGAAACAGAGCCCUUUGUUCAGAGCUAUUUAUAAUGCACUCCAUAGUGUUGUGGGACGAUAUAAAAAUACUCAUGUCCACUCAAGCACUUCUCAGACAUCCACCAGGUAGAAACCUGUUGUGGGAAAUAAUUAUUUGUUUGUCUCUUUGUUUCCUUUCAAGCCUGUUUGUUUCAUAAUGUUUUAAUAAUCAAUGCCAGUUUGAUUCCAGGUAGGUCGAAGCCAAAUAUUUGUGCCGAAUUUCCAGUAGCCAUAACCACAGUGUUUCCUGCAUUGUCGAGGUGCAGGAUCAAAUUUUUGGAAAGCAAAAGAAACAUUAAGAGGUAAAACUCGUGUUUUUCUGACUGUGCCCCAAACAAUCUGUGCAGGUAAUUGAACAUAUAGUUUGCAAAUUCUGCCAGAAAGGAAUAACUUCACACUCAGAAUUGCUUUAUUGAAGCAAUAUGCAAUCUAUAAGAAGGCUGCUGUUACUGUCAGUCUGUAAAAGAAGUGGUUUCACAUCAUUUACUUUGCUGAACAUCAGUAUUAAAAGGCACAAACCCCCCCCCCCCCCACCGGACUACUUGAAGCUCUUCGUUAGUAUUAUGGUUACUGAAGUUAAAUGUAAAUAAAACGUCUUAUUUUUAAAAAAAACUUUUGUUUUCCACAAUGUGGGCCAUUUUUUAAUCUGGGACAUUUAAGCCGGAAAGAGAAAAAAAAGAGGGGAAAGUACUGGAUACUAGAGAUCUCUCUGCAGUAAGGAAUUGUUAUUUUCCACCAGUUCUGUGGGAUCACAUUAUCUAGAAGUUUGCCCUUCUUGUUUAAAUUACUGUGAAUGCCUGGGAAGAGCCCUUUUUCACGUUGACAGUAAGGUCUGUUUCUUUUUAAACUGGCUCCUUUAAACUCCUUCCCCCAUGGGGGCAUGUGAUAGCCCCAUAGCCCUGCUGUAACGGCAUGGUGGGAAACACUUGAUGGGAUGUUUGUACAACUGGCUGUCCGGUUAUGUACCCUCCAUACACAUGUAGCUGCAAUUUUUUUUUAAAAAAAGUAAUACAUCGAUUUAUUGAAAAUGUUGAAUAGGGACAACAGAUCAUGAUUAUAUGCAUAAAAUUGGGGUAUUUUUUAACCUUUGCACAGUGUUUCCACCUUUCCUUUCUGAGCUGCUGGAAACCAAUUCAAAAAAAAGUAAUGUCUCCAAGCUCUGAGUAGAUUCCAAUUAGUUUUUUCCACUGAAAGGUCUGUUUGAGUGAGAAUCAGUAGUGUGUCAGAUACUUAAAACUACCCUCAAAUGAGCAUGUGGGGCCCCUUCAGAUUCAAUUUAGGACUCUUGAGUUUUGCAAAGCAUCCUUUGCACCGGAGCCCUAGUUUCAAUAAUGUGGCCUAAUAUAGACCCAGAGGUCUUGAUGUGUCCAUCGUGUGGAUGGGCUACCUUUACUAUGUAAAUUCAGGAGGCCAGAUUCAAUGCUAUUGUUGAUCAACACUAUGGGUAGUAAUAUACCUUUCAAAAACCCCUCACAUCUUUAGAGUUAUAAUUGGAUGCUUUACUAUAAAGAGGCCUUAUUAAACAAGUAAAGCUGUCCCUUUAGUGACUGUAGCUAGCAAUUGCUCUCUUAGGCUGAAUCCACACCUGUAAAAUAAUUUGUCCAUACUCUGAUCCCAAUCCUGUUUGAACACAGAAUUCCUCAAGUUUUGAAGUGAAAUUAGGUUUUUAAAAAUGUGUGUCCUGUUUUGAACCUGGAGAGGUGGAGGAUGGGACAUUGACACCUGGCAAGAGUAGUGCCAUCAUUUCUGGUUUCUGAUGGGCAAAGAAGGCAGAAGAAAUAAGGAAGGCAAAGGACAGAGUGAUAGGGACAAGACAAAAAAGAAAUAGUGGCAUUGGCUAAGCAAAACUGAAUGAAAGCGGCGGUGCUUGCAAGUGUAGAUAGGGCCCUGUUCAAACCCUUUCUAGCAGCUGUUUGUAUUGAUUUUGCCAGUAUUUUUAAAACACCAUCACUUCAGUGAUCUUUGAAAGAGGAGUGUGUUUCUUGUAGAUGGAAUUGAGGAGAAGCUAAAAGAUUCUAUCUUACAGUUAUAUGUGUUUUGAUGUGUGUUUUUGUGUUCAUGGAAUUUUAACACCUUGCCCUCGUGACCUGCAUGGCUGGAACGGUUAUACAUGCGCUACCAGUUUUCUCGGUCCAUCCAGCAUUGUAAGAGCGCUUUUAAAAACUUCAUGAGAACUAUAGAAAAGCAUUGUAUAUUCCCUCCAGCAUCAGGGUCACUGCAGUGAUAUGUUCUGUGUUCCUGAAUUUCAGACCCCACCAUGGUCUUUCUCGUUCGUUCAAAUUCAGGAGAGAUUGUACUCUUGAGGACAUAGAGAAGAAACUCUUGGUAAGAUUUGACCAGCAUUCAUUGGCACUGAACAAGACCAUAGACCCCGAAAGGGCAUCCACCUCCCCCUUGCCUUCAUUACGCUGCUUCCCUGUUUCCCGAAAACCAGGCAAUAGUCAACACAUCUACCAUGAAAAAGCUUAGGUGCUCAUUUCUGUUCGUGCAGUAAAGACUCUUGGCAACGUCUUUUUCUAAUCAGUCAAGAACUGUCAGAUGAUUUAUGUGCUGGGAAAUGCUGGGCUUUGCAUACACUCCAGAGGGUUAGUUCCCUUUUCUUCCAGUGCAAAGCUCCUUUUGUCAGCAUUAACCCCAAGGAAGGGAUGGGUCCAAGUAAGGCUUCUUUUGUGAACAUGGGCAGCAGGAAGAAACGUUUCUUCUUGGGGAAAAUAAAAACCCUGUCCGUGUUUCUGCUUGUCCCCUGUCUUCCAGGUUUGCAGUCUUUCUUCCCUUGCCCCAGCACAGCCCAUAAGUGUGGGGUUUCGUCCCUUUUUUCACUCCAUGGUAUUAAGUGAAUGUACUCACCACUAGGAAGGACAUUGGCUGCAUAUAAUUAUUUUUAAUGGAAAUUUCAAAAGUAAUUUAUAAGUAUACUGAGUGUAAAUUUCAAAAGCAGACUAUGUAUUGUAAAAGGAUAUAUUGUCCUGUGUCAUAUUCUAUACAUUUUACUUGUUUAAAGAAGAACUCUUAUCAAGGAAAAUGCUUUAUUUUGCCCUCUCAGCUGGUGACCUGCAGGGAUGCAGUCAACCAGCACGUUGUAACUUCAUGUCUGGAAAGUUUCUUUAAUGUUUUUUUUUAAAAAAUUAAUGUUAUUUUUUGUUUUCCUUUUCUGGAACAAGGCCGUCAUAUUUAAAGUGCAAUUUGUGUAAUAUUUCGUAAAUAUGAUACUCUAUGGCUGUACAAAAACAACUUUAUGAACAAAUAACCCUUAGCUUAUUAAAGAACAAAGCAAUGGCAAAUAAAACGAUAGUGGCAGAUA
Molecule: messenger RNA, 12072 nt
Organism: Anolis carolinensis (green anole)
Lineage: Eukaryota; Metazoa; Chordata; Lepidosauria; Squamata; Anolidae
Gene: myo9a
Product: myosin IXA
Exons: 44
Coding region: 259-8256 (2665 amino acids)
Biological process (GO): intracellular signal transduction; establishment of epithelial cell apical/basal polarity; positive regulation of GTPase activity
Cellular component (GO): axonal growth cone; myosin complex; actin filament
Molecular function (GO): microfilament motor activity; actin filament binding; ATP binding
Source: RefSeq, a predicted model, not a curated record